Molecule: messenger RNA, 2234 nt
Organism: Lineus longissimus
Lineage: Eukaryota; Metazoa; Nemertea; Pilidiophora; Heteronemertea; Lineidae
Product: UDP-glucose 4-epimerase-like
Exons: 9
Coding region: 95-1126 (343 amino acids)
Biological process (GO): beta-D-galactose catabolic process via UDP-galactose, Leloir pathway
Cellular component (GO): cytosol
Molecular function (GO): UDP-glucose 4-epimerase activity
Source: RefSeq, a predicted model, not a curated record
CAUAAAUUAAAAAACCCAAAAAAGAACACGAAAGCACUUUUUAAAAACAGUGGUGCUGUCUUUAUAAUAUACAAUUUAAGUAUUUCUCAGUAGUAUGUCUGCGGGUUGCAUGCUUGUAACUGGUGGUGCCGGCUUCAUUGGUACCCACUGUGUCAUAGAGAUGGUAAAAGCUGGCUACACUCCUGUUGUAGUUGAUAACAUGGUGAAUGCAAAUGCAGAGAGUAUACGUAGAGUGGAAGAAAUAGUGGGGAAAAAGAUAGAUUUUUAUACUGUAGACUUGUUAGAUAAGGAAUCGCUCAACAAUGUCUUCAAGAAAAAUAAAUUUGAUGGCGUGCUCCACUUGGCUGGUUUGAAGGCAGUGGGAGAAUCAAUGGAAAUACCUCUCAUGUAUUAUAAAAACAAUAUUGUUGGAACUAUCAACCUGUUAGAGGUGAUGAAGGAACACAAUGUGAAAAAUCUUGUCUUCUCCAGUUCAGCGACUGUUUAUGGUACACCAGAAUACCUGCCAUUAGAUGAGAAGCACCCUGUGGGAGGAUGCACAAACCCUUAUGGAAAGUCAAAGUAUUUCAUUGAGGAAAUCCUGAUGGAUAUCAGCAAAGCCGACAAGUCUUUCAACAUUGUCAUCUUGAGAUACUUCAACCCUGUUGGUGCUCACAAAUCUGGAAUGAUUGGGGAAGAUCCAAAUGGCCCUCCUGCCAACCUCAUGCCCUUUGUAGCCCAGGUAGCGGUAGGACGUCGUAAAGAGCUCAAGGUGUUUGGCUGUGAUUAUGACACUCCUGAUGGAACUGGUGUGAGAGACUACAUCCAUGUUGUUGACCUUGCUGUUGGACAUGUUGCUGCCCUCAAGAAGCUUGGAGAGAAUUGUGGUUGUAAACUGUACAAUCUUGGAACUGGCAAAGGCUUUUCUGUUCUUGAAAUGGCCAAGGCAUUGGAAAAAGCUUCUGGGAAAACUAUUCCGUACGUUAAAGUAGACCGGCGACCAGGAGACCUUGGCAGUGUUUAUUCCUGCACUAAAUUAGCCGAGGCAGAGCUUGGGUGGAAAGCAGAGCGUGGCUUGGAUGAGAUGUGUGAAGAUCUUUGGAAUUGGCAGAAAAAAAACCCUUACGGCUACAAGGGCAAAGAGUAGAUCAUGCAUUUAGGGUGCUAACUUAAAAAUGCCUGUCAGGUGCCAAGGACAAUCAAAAUAGAAAUAAUUUCUUGGGACUAAAUAUAUCCUUGAACAAUGGCUUGGUGGACCUCUGUCUGUUCAACUAUAAUUCCAAUGGGCGAGCACUAUUCUUCUUGUAGAAAUAAUUUUUGUCCUUGAUGGGGUAGUAUUCUAUCUGUAAGGUCUACAUUCCAAAGAAGAUUACUUAUACUUGGGUCAAGAGAGCCUGCCCAAACUGCCUAAAUGUUCACUGAAAUGUCAAUUUCUUAAGGCCAGAUAACUUAUGUAUUCUAAUACUUUAUUUGGCCAUUUAACUUAGGUAAUUUGGAUGGUGUACUAAGAUGAAGGUCAACUUAUUCUUGAUUUACAUACACCUGUAUCAUAUAUUUAUGAUAUCAUAUAUUUAUAGUACAAUGUGUUUAUGCUUUUCUUGGAAAAGAGUUGGUUUUUGGUUGUGCAUGUAAAAAAUCAUAUGGGAAACUGAGAUGUUUCAUUUGUCUUUCUCGGACAAAGAAUGACACAGAAGUGUAUCUUUUUCAGAAGGGCUUAAUCAAACUCAUGAUGUUAUAACUAUGAACAAUGAAUGGUAACGACUAAGAAAGGUGGCAACAAAGCUUCUGUGAUGAGUUUGUGUUCACAAAAGGUAGUUAAUCCUAUCGUCCAUCAAAUUCUCAAUCAUUGUCAUCGACGUACUACUUAUUUAUAAAUAGAGAUUGGACAUUUUAUGCUCUUUUGAAACAUCGGUUUAUUGAACCCAGUAAUGGGGAUAUUAGGCAUACUCCAGCUGAUAUAGUGAAAUUGUAGCCGAUUUGCGAGUGGUUGAUUAACGUUACUUUGAUGGAUAUUAUGUAUUAUCUGAAUUGUCAUCAUUCCUCUUGCCUGGUAUGGAGGAAGAAGGUAAUGACUGUCCAUAUUCCUAGAUCCUGGGUUAAGGUGUGUGAAUAUUUUGACUGCCAGUCUAUAUUUUUUGUUUCCAAACUAUGCAAUCUUGGUGAUAGAACUGGGGUUAAACCAGUUUUGGUCUUUGUUUAAAACUAACCUACAUACAUGUAUCUAUGUAAUUGAUGGUGCCAGAAUAUAAUAUAGA